UAGAAACCCCCAAAUCAAACCUGUUCUCCUCUCAUCAUGAUCUAUAAUAUACAUCUUCUUCUCAUCUACAUGCAAUUCUUCUUCUUCUUCUCCUCAUCUACAAUUCUUCAUGAUUUGGGUCAGUUCAAAUGACAAAUCGUUCAACCUCUUAAAGUAAUUUUUAAUUUAGUUUUGAUAAAUUACUAAUUGGUACAUCGACAACUCUCUUAUUCAACCUCUCUCUUGUUCAACCUCAUAUUUCCUUACAACAGCUUCUUUAUCAAGUGUGUUCAAAUUUGGUCUCGGUUCUAAGGACAAGAGGCUCAGGGUCAAGGAACCUUUUUGAAUUCCCACAAAGCUUACAAACAUUACUAGGAAGUCUCCCUAUCGAGAAGGUUUGUAAAAAAAUGAACCAACAGUAGCCUACAAAAAAUAACACAAGAGUAAGGAAUAGGACAUUUAGUAAACCAGGAUCACUAUCAGCCAUGACAACAAAUGAAACUAUUCAAGCUAGAUGAUCGGAGAAAGAAAAUCUCCUAAAGUUAAUUGAACAAGAGUAGCCACCAGUAGCACCACCAGUACUACCAUCUAGAGAAAUUGCACAAUCUAUAGCGGAGUACCAAAUGGUAGAGAAGCAAAAUGCAGAAGAUGAUCAACCUGUACAACAUCAUGUCGAAACGACAGAUUCAGCCACUCCUACAAUAGCUAAAUAUUCUGAAACACAAGCGGCAGGGCCUUCAACUAGAAAAUCAAGACGCAAAACACAAAUGCACAAAGGUACACGAUCGGCAAGAGAAACAAUUGAUCAUAUUAAACAAUAACAACUAACCUGUUGGUCCUACAGAUGAAGCUGCAAUUGAGUUGAGCAGCUUCGUAGGCAUACUGGUGAGGAAAGUGACCCUUUGCCCAUUAGAUAUAUUUGAUUAGAGGCAUAUGGAUACUAAACAGGAGUUAUGGGAUUGUACCAAGGCUAAAUAUGAAAUUCCUAAUGCCGCAAAAGAUUGGGUUUUAGAAAGAAUCCGAGAAUCUUGGAGAAAGAAUAGAAGGGAGUUGAAGAGAGAUCAUUAUGAUCGAUGGGAAAAUGACGAAGUUCGAUUAUUGCAAAGGCCCAAAAAUGUGACGGAAUGUCAAUUUAUUGAGCUCCUCUUGUACUGGAAGUCUAAAAAAUUCCAGGCUCAAAUGGAGGAAAUUAAAACACAACAGGGUUCAAAUAAAUAUCCCAUUAAUGCAUUUUCAGCUGUCAUGGGUGCUAAAACAUCUGGGACGUGUAAGACUGCUUGGAGGGGGGUUACAAAGACUUCUUUGAAAAUAUUAAAUGAUGGAUCUAAAUCAUCUUUAAAUGGCACAAAUGAUGUUGUUCAACAAAUGGAAGAAAGGAUGCGAAAAAUGAGGAUCAGAUCGAGGAACAGAAGAGAACUAUUUGAAAAGAAGUUGUUGCAGAUGUAAUUGCUCAGCUUUAGAAUACAGGAAUAAUUUACCCUAAUAUACUGACUGCAUUGCCCAUUCCUUCAUCAUCGGAAUCAACUUCAAUAGUAGCAGCUACAGGGAGAAACAAUAAAGUUUAGUGUUUGAAAUUUUAAAUUAUACUCCUGUGAUUUUGGUGGCUGACAUGGUUUAUUAUUGUUGGACUGUAUUGGAUUGUUGUUUCUGGUUCAUAACUGUGUGCCGAGUUAUGUUUGGUGAUUAUGUAGGAUGUCCACUACUGUGUGUUAUUUUUCUCUUCCCUUUUUUCUUUUUUUAUUGGUUGCAUCUAUUGAUAUGAUGGCUAAACCUAUUAAUGUGAUGGUUGUAUCUCUUGAUCAUGUGAUAAUGUGUUACUUUUGCACUUGGCUGCAAAAGCAAUCCAUUGGCUUUCAAUAUUAUAGC
Capsicum annuum is the source of this 1845-nucleotide messenger RNA. RefSeq lists its product as uncharacterized. The record is from RefSeq and is a predicted model, not a curated record. Bases 913 to 1425 code for a protein of 170 amino acids. NCBI's taxonomy places the organism in Eukaryota, Viridiplantae, Streptophyta, Magnoliopsida, Solanales, Solanaceae. The transcript has 6 exons.